AUGGCCGCAGCAGUGCAAGACGGCUUACUUCUGGGAAGCUCUGGCGGCCUUGCGGGCGGCCAGCAGCUUGUGGAUCCACAGACCGAUCAGACCGACACCGACGACGAAGACGAUGGCGAACACAACAAUGACACCAGCCUCGCGGCCGGCCCAGUUGGAACGCUUGGCAAUGUGGGCGACAGCCUCCUCGCGCGCAGCGAGUGUGAUGGAACGGAUGGCGGCCAUUGCGACUGUGUUGUGUGGUGA
Molecule: messenger RNA, 246 nt
Organism: Sporothrix brasiliensis 5110
Lineage: Eukaryota; Fungi; Ascomycota; Sordariomycetes; Ophiostomatales; Ophiostomataceae
Exons: 2
Coding region: 1-246 (81 amino acids)
Source: RefSeq, a predicted model, not a curated record